Molecule: messenger RNA, 922 nt
Organism: Papaver somniferum (opium poppy)
Lineage: Eukaryota; Viridiplantae; Streptophyta; Magnoliopsida; Ranunculales; Papaveraceae
Exons: 4
Coding region: 167-718 (183 amino acids)
Source: RefSeq, a predicted model, not a curated record
CUUCCCAAAUCGCGCUUUAGUAGUCUCUCCGGGCAUUAGGACUGUAUCCUAGGAAAAAAUAGGAAAAAAAACUUGUGCAGGGCAGCAGGAGGCCGCUCGUAUCCUUCAACGAUUGUUAGCUCCCUUCACUCGUCGGAGUGCUUGUUUUCUCCUCGUUGCUUUUCAAAUGGAUUUCUCAUCGUGGAUUCGAAAAGCUCUUUUAAAGGAAAACAAAUUAGACCCAUCAAACCCUAGUUCUUCUCAAACUGAACCGAAUCUCAAACAAAGAAAAGUUAAAGAAGCCGAAGAAGAAGAAGAACUUGGAGUAACUGAUGAGUUAAAAGACCUUGUGAAGUCAUUAAGUGCAGAAACCUUCAAGAAUUUCCCACUCCAACAAGAUGAUAAUCGGGUUAGAACUGUUAACGGGUCUGAUAAUAUACAGAAAGAUCUCAGUGAAUGGCAAGAACGUCAUGCUAUGCUUGUUCUUACUGAAGUCAAGGAAAUUUCACUGCUUAGAUAUGUUCUUUGCCCACGGUACUUAAAAGAUAGACAAUUUUGGCAAAUAUACUUUAUGCUUGUGAAGAACCAUGUAUCUCCAUUUGAGCUGCGUGCUAUAAGAAAAGCAAAACUCAGAAGGAUGGCAAUGGAUGAUGGAAACCUGGUCAAGAGACCUGCAUAUGAAGUAGAGAUGGCAGAGGCGAAACAAUCUAGGAGGUCACUACCUUCGGAGAGGAUGUAGGCUCAGUAUGAUAUACACAAUGGUGAUGGGAAGUUGAGACAUGGGGAGGAUACCGUUCAAGUUGAGACAUGGGGAGGAUACCGUUUCCAAGAAUACAAAUUUAUUCAUUCGUAUUUCUACAUACUCGUGUGUUUUAUGCUAUUAUCCUUCGUCUACCUCUAACAUUAAAAUUCCUGACAGAAAGCAAAGAAGAACCAGUUGCCU